AUGGGGGGUCGAGAGCGGGCUGUGGGAUGGGUUACAGGGGGAGAUGGCGGGGGGCAGUACCGCCCUGAGGACCGGAUAACGCAGAGGGAGGGGGCGUGGGUGUCACAGAGACUGUGGAACGGCGAGCCGAAAUCCGUGCUGGCUUGGAGCCUGUCGGAGGUGUUGCAGGGAGCAGAGGUCGAUGGGGUGAAAGUGACAUGGGAGGCAGAGUUGGGGGUAGUUAUGGCCGAAAAUGGCGCAGGAGUGGGAUGGACAGUAAGGGAAGGAAGAACGGGAUCGGGGGUGGAGGAUGAGGUCUACGUGAUGGUGGUUGGAGCAGAGGAGGGAGAGGUGAAAAUAAUAGUGGUGGCUGAUUGGGACAUGCUGGCGGCGAGCGAGGGGGGCACGAAGACGGCGGCGGCGGCGGCGAGAACCGGAAGGAUGGCAGUAGUGACGGCGUUCAGACAGGCAACAACGAGACAGGAAAGCUCAGUCUCAGUCACUAGCUCAGUCUCAGUCACUAACUCAGUCUCAGUCACUAGCUCAUCUCAGUCACUAGCUCAGUCUCAGUCACUAGCUCAGUCUCAGGCACUAGCUCAGUCUCAGUCUCAGUCACUAUCUCAGUCUCAGUCUCAGUCGCUAGCUCAGUCUCAGUCACUUGCUCAGUCUCAGUCUCAGUCACUAGCUCAGUCUCAGUCACUAGCUCAGGCUCAGUCACUAGCUCAGUCUCAGUCACUAGCUCAGUCUCAGUCACUAGCUCAGUCUCAGUCUCAGUCACUAGCUCAGUCUCAGUCACUAGCUCAGUCUCAGUCACUAGCUCAGUCUCAGUCUCAGUCACUAGCUCAGUGUCAGUCACUAGUUCAGUCUCAGUCUCAGUCACUAGCUCAGUCUCAGUCUCAGUCACUAGCUCAGUCUCAGUCACUAGCACAGUCUCAGUCACUAGCUCAGUCUCAGUCACUAGCUCAGUCUCAGUCACUAGCUCAGUCUCAGUCACUAGCACAGUCUCAGUCACUAGCUCAGUCUCAGUCACUAGCUCAGUCUCAGUCACUAGCACAGUCUCAGUCACUAGCUCAGUCUCAGUCACUAGCUCAGUCUCAGUCACUAGCUCAGUCUGAGUCUCAGUCACUAGCUCAGUCUCAGUCACUAACUCAGUCUCAGUCACUAGCUCAGUCUCAAUCACUAGCUCAGUCUCAGUCUCAGUCACUAGCUCAGUCUCAGUCUCAGUCACUAGCUCAGUCUCAGUCUCAGUCACUAGCUCAGUCUCAGUCACUUGCUCAGUCUCAGUCUCAGUCACUAGCUCAGUCUCAGUCACUAGCUCAGUCUCAGACACUAGCUCAGUCUCAGUCUCAGUCACUAGCUCAGUCUCAGUCACUAGCUCACUCAGUCUCAGUCACGAGCUCCGUCUCAGUCUCAGUCACUAGCUCAGUCUCAUCUCAGUCUCAGUCACUAGCUCAGUCUCAGUCACUAGCUCAGUCUCAGACACUAGCUCAGUCUCAGUCUCAGUCACUAGCUCAGUCUCAGUCACUAGCACAGUCUCAGUCACUAGCUCAGUCUCAGUCACUAGCACAGUCUCAGUCACUAGCUCAGUCUCAGUCACUAGCUCAGUCUCAGUCUCAGUCACUAGCUCAGUCUCAGUCACUAGCUCAGGCUCAGUCACUAGCUCAGUCUCAGUCACUAGCUCAGUCUCAGUCACUAGCUCAGUCUCAGUCUCAGACACUAGCUCAGUCUCAGUCUCAGUCACUAGCUCAGUCUCAGUCACUAGCUCAGUCUCAGUCACUAGCUCAGUCUCAGUCACUAACUCAGUCUCAGUCACUAGCUCAGUCUCAGUCACUAGCUCAAUCACUAGCUCAGUCUCAGUCACUAGCUCAGUCUCGGUCACUACCUCAGUCUCAGUCACUAGCUCAGUCUCAGUCACUAGCUCAGUCUCAGGCACUAGCUCAGUCUCAGUCUCAGUCACUAUCUCAGUCUCAGUCUCAGUCGCUAGCUCAGUCUCAGUCACUUGCUCAGUCUCAGUCUCAGUCACUAGCUCAGUCUCAGUCACUAGCUCAGGCUCAGUCACUAGCUCAGUCUCAGUCACUAGCUCAGUCUCAGUCACUAGCUCAGUCUCAGUCUCAGUCACUAGCUCAGUCUCAGUCACUAGCUCAGUCUCAGUCACUAGCUCAGUCUCAGUCUCAGUCACUAGCUCAGUGUCAGUCACUAGUUCAGUCUCAGUCUCAGUCACUAGCUCAGUCUCAGUCUCAGUCACUAGCUCAGUCUCAGUCACUAGCACAGUCUCAGUCACUAGCUCAGUCUCAGUCACUAGCUCAGUCUCAGUCACUAGCUCAGUCUCAGUCACUAGCACAGUCUCAGUCACUAGCUCAGUCUCAGUCACUAGCUCAGUCUCAGUCACUAGCACAGUCUCAGUCACUAGCUCAGUCUCAGUCACUAGCUCAGUCUCAGUCACUAGCUCAGUCUGAGUCUCAGUCACUAGCUCAGUCUCAGUCACUAACUCAGUCUCAGUCACUAGCUCAGUCUCAAUCACUAGCUCAGUCUCAGUCUCAGUCACUAGCUCAGUCUCAGUCUCAGUCACUAGCUCAGUCUCAGUCUCAGUCACUAGCUCAGUCUCAGUCACUUGCUCAGUCUCAGUCUCAGUCACUAGCUCAGUCUCAGUCACUAGCUCAGUCUCAGACACUAGCUCAGUCUCAGUCUCAGUCACUAGCUCAGUCUCAGUCACUAGCUCAGUCUCAGUCACUAGCUCAGUCUUAG
This is a messenger RNA of Schistocerca gregaria, 2724 nucleotides long. Its product is annotated as uro-adherence factor A-like. The record is from RefSeq and is a predicted model, not a curated record. NCBI's taxonomy places the organism in Eukaryota, Metazoa, Arthropoda, Insecta, Orthoptera, Acrididae. Bases 1 to 2724 code for a protein of 907 amino acids. The transcript has 6 exons.